Molecule: messenger RNA, 2900 nt
Organism: Heterobilharzia americana
Lineage: Eukaryota; Metazoa; Platyhelminthes; Trematoda; Strigeidida; Schistosomatidae
Source: the annotation of a GenBank genome assembly
AGACAACGUCCUGAGUACGCAUUUUAAAACUACGGUAUAGUAAUGGCUGCAGAAAAUAAUUUGCAAUCAGACAAACAUCCUGACCCUAGUUGGGAAUACUGUGGUGUGAAUUUGACUAUCCACAAUAUUAUAAUCCCUGAGGAACGGUUAUUUCCAACUCCUUCUCAGUUAGACAAGAUGGAUUACGAAAUUGAAGUUGAUUUAAGGAUAGUCGGGUGUGAGCUGAUCCAAGAUUCGGGGAUCUUACUUCGGCUACCGCAAGUAGCCAUGGCUACUGCACAAGUGCUGUAUCAGCGGUUCUUCUACUCCAAGUCGUUCGUACGACAUUUCUAUGAGCACUACGCAAUGGCUUGUAUCUUUCUGGCCGCAAAGCUCGAAGAAUCUCCUAGACGAAUACGAGAUGUUAUCAACGUUUUCCACCACAUCCGACAGGUCCGCGAAAAAAAAACACCAACACCCGUUAUUCUUGAUCAAAGCUAUAGUAAUCUGAAGAAUCAAAUUAUUAAGGCUGAACGUCGUGUUUUAAAAGAACUCGGAUUUUGUGUGCAUGCCAAACACCCUCACAAGCUUGUUAUAUGCUACCUGCAGGCUCUGGAUCACGAAGGAAAUAAAAGUCUCGUUCAAACUGCUUGGAAUUACAUGAAUGACAGUCUUCGAACUGAUAUGUUUGUCCGUUAUUUGCCUGAAGCAAUAGCAUGUGGUUGCAUUUACUUGGCAUCAUGUAGGCUCAAUAUCCCACUGCCCCGCCAUCCGGCAUGGUGGGAAAUGUUCAGUGUGAGCGAGGAGUCUGUAAAUGAAAUAGCUUUGUGUUUGCUGCGUUUAUACGCCCGUCCAAAAGCAGAUGUUGCAAAGCUUGAGUCGGUUCUGGCACAGCUCAGAAAAUCUCAGAUGGAGGCUAAGGAACGUGAAAAUGAAACAAAAAAGCAACAGGCCAUUACUACACCUCCAAGUGUUAGAUCGGAUCAUAGCUUUGGCUAUGUAUCACCACCAAACCAAUUAUCCAAACUAAAGAAUCAAAACAAGUCAAAUGGUACUAAAAAAUCCUCUGACAGUAAAUUAGAACCUGAUAAAAACUUCCCUCCAAGCUCUAUUCUAGCAAGCGCCUUAGCUAAUGCAAAAGCCGUUGCAGCAACGAUUGCGGCGUCAAAGACAGGAGUAGUCACAGACGAGUCGCAGAAGUCUAUUUUCAAUCCGUCAACUAUUUCAACUAAACAUGAUCCCAGUGACGAAGAAAAAGUUUCACUGGAAUCUCCGAAAAAAUUGGCUGAACCUAUUCGCUCAGAAAAUAUGUCUGGUGACACAAACAAGAAACUUGACAAAUUCAUACAUGAAAACUCUAAUGUAAAGCCACGAACACUCAUCCGACCAGCUGCUUAUUCAAAUGUUCCAUCAUCUCAACCAGAAUCAGAUAAACGGCAUCGGCAUCACCGGCACAAAUAUUCCUCAAGGAAACAUCACUACAACUCCAUAUCCCCAUCAUCUUCAUCCGACCGAGAAGCUGAUCAAAACAGAUAUAAUACUAUCAUGUUGGCAAAUAACUCCCGACCUCGUAAUUAUAGACAAAAAGUAUCUUCUUCUGGUUCUGAGACAGGUGAUAGUUCUUCGAGUCCCAAUAGACAGAUAAUCAGUGUGGAUAAUCACAGAAAGAACUACAGUAGUAAACGUAAACAUGUCCCACGUUCUUCAUCAGAAGACUCCCAAACAUCGUCCAUUAGUGAUGAUCCCCGUUUUUCCCCAUCACAUCCUAAUUUGGAAAAAUCCAAAGGUGUACGCCGUCGUUUAUCUCCACCGUAUGCAUAUCGAAUUGAUUAUGAGAAAUCACACAAAAGUAAACACCGUUCAUUAACGCGAUCCGUGCCAAACGGUGAAGGUGGACGUAUAUCACAUGAGCACUCUAAUCACCGCUUAGUUUCUAGUCGACGUCGUGAUCACAGAAGUCUGCUUUCACUGAGGGAAUCAUCAAUUUGGGGAACACAUUCCCAUCUUUUAUUCGGACUGCUAGCCUUGUUCUUAAUUCAUGAAGAUGGACAUCUACAGAUCGCUCUCCAAAAUCUUGUAUCAAAUAUUGCAUGGAUUGUGAAAGCUAUUCUGGCUUGGGAGAUGAUAAAUAGUUGUGAGGUAAACUUCGCAAUUUAAACAAAUACAACGCUAAAGAGAUCACGUGACGACAGCGUGUCCUAGCUGGCGUGGUUCGCAUAACCUAUUGGUGUCAUUUGAUCAACUAUGGUAGCUGGAUCUAAAAACAUUAAAUAAGUUAGCUAGUUUGCAGUUAAUAAGUUGAAUUUUUCAAAGAUUGCUCGCAUCUGGUGGAAUGAAUCACCAUGUAAACAAUGCUGAGGGGGUGGCGUACGUUUUGGCGUGAUGGAGAUUGUCAUUCGUUGAAUAUGAAACACCAGCUUCGGUGGCUUGGACGUGUGUUACGCGUGUCGUCCCAGCAGCUGCCACACCGCUCACUGUUUGCUUACCCUGCGAUUGGUCAAAAGAAAAAGCGGAGAAGUGGCCAGUGCGUGAAGUGGCACAUCGAUAUAAUGGAUAGUUGUGUCGGGUUGGUAUCUGUAGUCACCUUAUGGCUCUGAAGAUGGGAUCUGAUAGAUCAUGCAACUCAGUGGCUUGAGACAAUAGCAGAAAUGGCUCAGAAUGGAAACCAGUGGCGAUCAUGCUGCAGUACUCAUGUUUCUCCUUGCAGUGAAAAGUGAAGUGAAAGUAGUGAAUGCUUCUUCUGAUGUAUCUUCGAGUCUACUUCUUUAAUAACCUACUUUUGUGUUUUUUGUUUCCAUUCUCCACUCCGUUUUCUGUCUCUUCGUAAUAUUGCUUUAUCAUUUUGCAUGGCGCAUCUCUUGGUGACCAUGUUGUACGAAAUUUGUGUUCCAAUAAAUAAAAGUAACCAUGCAACUCAAUGG